AUGGGAGAGCUGCCCGGGGAAGAGGUCACGGCCAUGGGGGAUGUGAAGCUGGCUGCCUCGACACACGUUUCCAAAACCUCCCUCACUGUGGAUCCCUCGAGAGUCAGCUCCAUGCCCCUGACCGAGGCCCCUGCUUUCAUUUUGCCCCCUCGGAACCUCUGCAUCAAGGAAGGGGCCACCGCCAAGUUUGAAGGGAGGGUCCGGGGUUACCCAGAGCCCCAAGUGACAUGGCACAGAAACGGGCAACCCAUUGCCGGUGGGGGCCGCUUCCUGCUGGAUUGUGGUACCCGGGGGACUUUCAGCCUUGUGAUUCAUGCUGUCCGUGAGGAGGACAAGGGAAAGUAUACCUGUGAAGCCACCAAUGGUAGUGGUGCCCGCCAGGUGACAGUGGAGUUGACGGUAGAAGGGGGCUUUGUGAAGAAGCAUGGUCAGCCUCUUGUUUCCAAAGCCUUGGGGGACAGAUGUGCAGCCCCUGCGGUGGAGACCCGUCCUAGCAUCUGGGGAGAAUGCCCACCAAAGUUUGCUACUAAGCUGGGCCGAGCGGUGGUCAAAGAAGGACAGAUGGGGCGAUUCUCCUGCAAGAUCACUGGCCGGCCCCAGCCACAGGUCUCCUGGCUCAAGGGAGAUGUUCCCCUGCAGCCCAGUUCCCGUGUGUCUAUGUCUGAGAAGAAUGGGGUGCAAGUCCUGGAAAUCCACGAGGUCAACCAAGAUGACGUGGGAGUGUACACGUGCAUGGUGGUGAAUGGGUCAGGGAAGGCCUCCAUGUCUGCUGAGCUCUCCAUCCAAGGCUUGGACAUUGCCAACAGGUCGCUUGUGAGAGGAACAAAGGUGGCCAAUUCAGACAUCAGGAAGGAAGUGACCAAUGGAAUCGCUCAGGGGCUGAAACUGGAUGGCUUGGAGGCUGUAGCUGAGAGUAAGAACUGCUCCAGCAUCCAGAGAGGUGGCUCCCCGACCUGGGCCACGGGGAGCCAGCCUCAGCCCCUGAGGGAAUCUGAGCCGGAGCCAGUGGGGGACUCGCCUGGAAAGGCCCUGAGGACCCCCGUCCUGCAGAAGACUUCCAGCACCAUCACCCUGCAGGCCGCAAAAGUGCAGCUGGCACAGAGAGUGCCAGUCUCGGGUGCCCCGUCUCCUUCCAGAGAAGAGAGGGAGAAGCCAGCUGCUCGCCCUCCAGCCGCCCUCCACGCCAGGCAGUGUGGCCUGGGAAGCCAAGACACUGUGAGCCAGGUUGCUACCAGGAAGGUCCCCAUGGAGGGCCAGGGGGACACAACAUUCCCCAAAUUUGAGAGCAAGCCCCAAAGCCAGGAAGUCAGUGAGGACCAGCCAGUCAAGUUCAGAUGCGAGGUUUCAGGGAUCCCGAAGCCUGAAGUGACCUGGUUCCUGGACGGUGCCCCCUUGAGGAGAAGAGAAGGCACCAUCGAGGUUUAUGAGGCUGGGGGGACCCAUUACCUCUGCCUCCUGAGAGCGCGGGCCAGGGACAGCGGGAACUACAGCUGCACAGCCACCAACGUCCGAGGCCGGGUGUCCUGUGGCUGGACCCUCCUGGUGAAAAGGCUGGCCGUGAUGGAGGCGGCCCCCUCAUUCUCCAGUGUCCUAAAGGACUGCACUGUCGUUGAGGGCCAGGACUUUGUGCUGCAGUGCUCGGUGCAGGGGACCCCGGUGCCCCGAAUCACUUGGCUGCUCAAUGGGCAGCCCAUCCAGUAUGCUCACUCCACCUGCGAGGCUGGCGUGGCUGAGCUCCACAUCCAGGAUGCCCUCCCAGAGGACGAUGGCGCCUACACCUGUCUGGCCGAGAACACCUUGGGGCAGGUGUCCUGCAGCGCCCGGGUCACUGUCCAUGAAAAGAAGAGUGACGAGAAGAGUGAGUACCUCCUGCCCACGGCCUCCAGCAAGCCCGUCGCGCCCCUCUUCCUGCAAGGCCUCUCUGAUCUCAGAGUCAUGGACGGGAGCCAGGUCACCAUGACAGUCCAGGUGUCAGGGAACCCGCCCCCUGAGGUCAUCUGGCUUCACAACGGGAAUGAGAUCCAGGAGUCAGAGGACUUCCACUUUGAACAGAGAGGCACUCAGCACAGCCUUUGCAUCCAGGAAGUGUUCCCGGAGGACACGGGCACUUACACUUGUGAAGCCUGGAACAGCGCAGGAGAGGUCCGCACCCAGGCCAUGCUCACAGUGCAAGAGCCUCAGGAUGGCACCCAGCCCUGGUUCAUCAGCAAGCCCCGCUCAGUGACAGCCUGCCUGGGCCAGAGUGUCCUCAUCUCCUGUGCCAUAGCUGGGGACCCCUUCCCCACUGUGCACUGGCUCCGGGACGGCAAAGCCCUCUCCAGAGACACUGGCCACUUUGAGGUGCUACAGAAUGAGGACGUGUUCACCCUGGUUCUAAAGAACGUGCAGCCCUGGCAUGCCGGCCAGUAUGAGAUCCUGCUCAAGAACCGGGUUGGUGAAUGCAGUUGCCAGGUAUCACUGAUGCUACAGAGCAGCCCUGCCAGAGCUGUCCUGCGGGGAAGGGAGCCUGCCAGCGGUGAGGGCCUCUGCAGCCAGGGAGCUGGCGCUGAUGGUGGUGGCAUUGGCGGCUACGGGAGCCUGAAGCCCGGCUGGCCAGCAGGAGGGCAGGGCGGGCCCGACGAGGGAGACGGUGAGGGCGUGCGUGGGGUGCUCACGAGGCGUGUGGAGACGCGGCAGCACACUGAGGAGGCCAUCCGCCAGCAGGAGGUGGGGCAGCUGGACUUCCGCGACCUCCUGGGCAAGAAGGUGAGUACCAAGACCUUGUCUGAAGAGGACCUGAAGGAGAUCCCAGCCGAGCAGAUGGAUUUCCGCGCCAACCUGCAGCGGCAGGUGAAGCCGAAGACUGUGUCGGAGGAAGGGAGGAAGGUGCAUAGCCCCCAGCAGGUGGACUUCCGCUCUGUCCUGGCCAAGAAGGGGACUCCCAAGACCCCUGUGCCUGAGAAGGUACCACCUCCAAAACCUGCCACCCCAGAUUUUCGCUCGGUGUUGGGCAGUAAGAAAAAAUUACCUGCAGAGAAUGGCAGUAACAACUCUGAAGCCUUGAAUGCCAAGGCAGCAGAAGGUCCCAAGCCUGUAGGCAAUGCCCAGCCUUCAGGGUUUCUGAAAACCGUGGGCAAUGCCAAGCCGGCCGAGACCCCCAAACCCAUGGGUAAUGCCAAGCUGGCUGAGACCCCCAAACCCAUGGGCAAUGCCAAGCCGGCCGAGUCCCCCAAACCCUUGGGUAAUGCCAAGCUGACUGAGACCCCCAAACCCUCGGGUAAUGUCAAGUCAGCGGAGACCCCCAAACCCUUGGGCAAUGCCAAGUUGUCCGAGGCCCCAAAACCAGCUGGGAACGAAGAACUUAAGGAGGUUAAGAAUGAUGUGAACUGCAAGAGGGGCCAUGCAGGGGCCACAGAUAAUGAAAAAGGACCCGAGAGCCAAGGGACAGCCCCAGCCUUCAAGGAGAAGCUACGAGAUCUCCGUGUGGUGGAGGGUGAGAAACUGCUGCUUCAGUGCCAGGUGUCCUCUGACCCCCCGGCCACCAUCACCUGGACCCUGAAUGGAAAGACGCUCAAGACUACCAAGUUCAUUGUGCUCUCCCAAGAAGGCUCACUGUGCUCCGUCUCCAUUGAGAAGGCACUGCCCGAGGACAGAGGCUUAUACAAGUGCGUGGCCAAGAACAGCGCCGGCCAGGCUGAGUGUUCCUGCCAAGUCACCGUGGACGAUGCCCCCACCAGUGAGGACGCCAAGGCCCCGGAGAUGAAAGCCCGGAGGCCAAAGAGCUCUCUUCCUUCCAUGCUAGGAACAGAGAGUGAUGCAACUGUGAAAAAGAAACCUGCCCCCAAGACACCUCCGAAGGCCGCCGUGCCCCCUCAGAUCAUCCAGUUUCCUGAGGACCAAAAGGUGCGUGCAGGAGAGCCUGUGGAGCUGUUUGGUAAAGUGGCCGGCACCCAGCCCAUCACCUGCACCUGGAUGAAGUUCCGAAAGCAGAUCCAGGAGAGUGAGCACAUCAAGGUGGAGAACAGUGAGAAUGGCAGCAAGCUCACCAUCCGGGCUGCACGCCAGGAGCACUGUGGCUGCUACACUCUGCUGGUGGAGAACAGGCUGGGCAGCAGGCAGGCCCAGGUCAACCUCACCGUUGUGGACAAGCCGGACCCCCCGGCCGGCACGCCUUGUGCCUCUGACAUUCGCAGCUCCUCGCUGACCCUGUCCUGGUACGGCUCCUCGUACGAUGGCGGCAGCGCCGUACAGUCCUACAGCAUCGAGAUCUGGGACUCGGCCGACAAGAAGUGGAAGGAACUAGCCACAUGCCGCAGCACCUCUUUUAACAUCCACGACCUGCUGCCUGACCGAGAGUAUAAAUUCCGUGUGCGCGCAGUCAACGUCUAUGGAACCAGUGAGCCGAGCCAGGAGUCUGAACUCACAGUGGUGGGAGAGAUACCUGAGGAGCCGAAGGAUGAAGUGGAGGUGUCGGAUGAUGAUGAAAAGGAGCCCGAGGUCGAUUACCGGACCGUCGCGGUCAAUACUGACCAGAAAGUGUCUGACUUCUACGACAUCGAAGAGAGACUAGGAUCUGGGAAAUUUGGACAGGUCUUUCGACUUGUAGAAAAGAAAACUGGAAAAAUCUGGGCAGGGAAAUUCUUCAAGGCAUAUUCAGCAAAAGAGAAAGAGAACAUCCGGCAGGAGAUCAGCAUCAUGAACUGCCUCCACCACCCCAAGCUGGUCCAGUGUGUGGAUGCCUUCGAAGAGAAGGCCAACAUUGUCAUGGUCCUGGAAAUCGUAUCCGGGGGUGAGCUGUUCGAGCGCAUCAUCGAUGAGGACUUUGAGCUGACCGAGCGGGAGUGCAUCAAGUACAUGAGGCAGAUCUCGGAGGGGGUGGAGUACAUCCACAAGCAGGGCAUUGUCCACCUGGACCUCAAGCCCGAGAACAUCAUGUGUGUCAACAAGACAGGCACCAGGAUCAAGCUCAUCGACUUCGGUCUGGCCAGGAGGUUGGAGAACGCGGGGUCUCUGAAGGUCCUCUUUGGCACCCCAGAGUUCGUCGCACCUGAAGUGAUCAACUAUGAGCCCAUUGGCUACGCCACAGACAUGUGGAGCAUCGGGGUCAUCUGCUACAUCCUGGUCAGUGGACUGUCCCCCUUCAUGGGUGACAACGAUAACGAAACCUUAGCCAACGUCACCUCAGCCACCUGGGACUUUGACGACGAGGCCUUCGAUGAGAUCUCUGAUGACGCCAAGGAUUUUAUCAGCAGCUUGCUGAAGAAAGAUAUGAAAAACCGCUUGGACUGCACCCAGUGCCUUCAGCAUACAUGGCUAAUGAAAGACACCAAGAACAUGGAGGCCAAGAAACUCUCCAAGGACCGGAUGAGGAAGUACAUGGCAAGAAGAAAAUGGCAGAAAACGGGCAAUGCUGUGAGAGCCAUUGGAAGACUCUCCUCUAUGGCAAUGAUCUCAGGGCUCAGUGGCAGGAAAUCUUCAACAGGGCCACCAACCAGCCCACUCAAUGCAGAAAAACUAGAGUCUGAAGAAGAUGUCUCCCAAGCUUUCCUUGAGGCUGUCGCUGAGGAAAAGCCCCAUGUAAAACCCUAUUUUUCUAAGACCAUUCGUGAUUUAGAAGUUGUGGAGGGAAGUGCUGCUAGAUUUGACUGCAAGAUCGAAGGAUACCCAGACCCUGAGGUCGUCUGGUUCAAAGAUGACCAGUCAAUCAGGGAGUCCCGCCACUUCCAGAUAGACUAUGAUGAGGAUGGGAACUGCUCUUUAAUCAUUAGUGAUGUUUGCGGGGAUGAUGAUGCCAAGUACACUUGCAAGGCUGUCAACAGUCUUGGAGAAGCCACCUGCACAGCAGAGCUCAUUGUGGAAACCAUGGAGGAAGGAGAAGGAGAAGGGGAAGAAGAGGAGGAGGAAGAAUGAAACAAAGCCAGAGAGAAGCAGUUUCUAAGUCAGUCAUAUUACAAAGACUCUCUCUCUAAAGCUC
Molecule: messenger RNA, 5953 nt
Organism: Lipotes vexillifer (Yangtze River dolphin)
Lineage: Eukaryota; Metazoa; Chordata; Mammalia; Artiodactyla; Lipotidae
Gene: MYLK
Product: myosin light chain kinase
Exons: 32
Coding region: 1-5889 (1962 amino acids)
Biological process (GO): protein phosphorylation
Molecular function (GO): protein binding; ATP binding; protein kinase activity
Source: RefSeq, a predicted model, not a curated record